GGCAUUGUAAAACGAUGAAUGAAAAGUCAGUGUUCGUAAACAAUGAACUCAGCUUGCGAGAUAUUGCUGUGUAUGGCUUCGACUACGAUUACACUUUGGCACACUAUACAGAUGAAUUGAACAGUUUAAUAUAUCAAAUGGCUUUGAGAAGACUCAUCGACGAUUACAACUACCCAAAUGAGCUGCAGGUCAUGGAGUACGAUCCCGAUUUUGUCAUACGUGGUCUGCAUAUCGACAUAAAUAAGGGAAUUAUGAUGAAAAUUGAUUCCUAUCAAAAUAUAAUGCCUGGCACUGCAUACAGAGGUCAUCAGCAAUUAAGUGAAGAGGAAAUUCAACAAUUAUAUCGUGGGACUAAUACUGGAAAUGAUCAAAUUAUACCAACUAAAGAUAAUAAUGAAAGACCAAGAAUGAGACAUAUGAUUGAUCUAUUUGCAAAUAGUGCGGCAACACUAAUGGCAAACGUAUUUGAGUAUUUUUCUCAAAACAACAUUGGCUACGAUCCUUCGUACGUUUUCCAAGAUUGCCAGGUCGAUAUCUACAUCCAAAUCCACAUUUAAAAGACUUCCUGGAGAGUAUAAUUGCUUGUGGGAAACAUAUCUUCUUAAUCACGAACAGUGAUAUAAGU
Molecule: messenger RNA, 625 nt
Organism: Xenia sp. Carnegie-2017
Lineage: Eukaryota; Metazoa; Cnidaria; Anthozoa; Malacalcyonacea; Xeniidae
Product: 5'-nucleotidase domain-containing protein 3-like
Exons: 7
Coding region: 15-557 (180 amino acids)
Molecular function (GO): 5'-nucleotidase activity
Source: RefSeq, a predicted model, not a curated record